GUUCUCGUUUGAAUUCAAAUUGUUAUAUAAUGGAACUACAUUCAUAAGGCCCAUGUUUGAACCAUGUUCUUUUUAUUCUUAUCUUUUGGAUACCACUUGUACACCAGGAUUAUUAAUCUAUUCCAUUGUAGUCCCUCCGUCUCAAAUUAUCUGUAGUGAUUUCUAAAAAUAGUUAUCAAAUUAUUUGUUGUUUUAUAAGUUCAAGACAAAACUAAUUAUUCCAUUUACGUGACACACUUUACUUUUUAGUUUGUCUCAAAAAGAAUGUCACAUUUCUAUAUUUAGAAAUAUUUUAACUUUACGAGAUGAUUUACCGCAACACAAAUAUCUAAUACUUGUUUUGGAGCAUAAGUUUCAAAAGUUUUCAUUUCUUUCUUAAACGCCGUGCCUAGUUAACUGACGUUACAUAAAUUGGGACGGAGGGAGUAUGUUUUUUCCAUUUCACCCGUAGUAGCUGUUGUUCUUGAAGACUACAAACACCUCAAUUAUGGGGUGAUGUUAUGAUUGUUCAAAUCCUAAUGAAGGGUAAAGUAGUUAAAAACGCAUGUAAAAGAGAAUGACGACAGAUAAUUUGAGAUGGAGGGAGUAUGUGUCUCUUUGUUUCCUUGUAAUUACAUAAUACUUGUCUGCAUGUGUCUACACGAUUUGGAGAAAACAGUGCCCUUUUUGUUCUUGGACCGGAGUGCUGCUUUGGAAGCAAAGCUUAAGGGCAAUGAAUGCUUCUCCAAAGGAGAGUAUCCUAACGCAUUGCUUUUCUAUUCCCAGGCACUGCGUCUUGCUCCAGUAGAUUUGGAUGAUUUGGAGAUAAAUCUGGUAGCGCUACUGUAUGUGAACCGCGCUUCUACUUUGCAGAAAAUGGGCUUGCUUUUGGAGUGUUUACGAGAUUGCAGCAGGGCCCUUAGAGUAUCUCCACGCUACGCAAAGGCAUGGUUCCGGAGAGGUAAAGCAAAUAUUUCUUUGGGUAAGUUUGAGGAUGCAAUUCGAGAUCUGAAUAUCUCAUUGAAGGUAGAAAUCUCUUCAAGUGGAAAAAGACAGAUUGAAGUAGAACUAAAGAUUGCUCUAGAUAAAUUCAAAGGAAUGGGGAGCUCAGGGAAAAAAACCAACCAGAAUCAGUCUAGAAGUUCCUGGUCUUAUGUGACAGAUGAGCCAGACCAAGUAAAACUUCAGUGUUUGCUUACUACAACCAAGGGGAGGGGAAUGUUUUUUGUGGAGGAUGUUUCUGAAGCCUCCUUAGUUCAUAAAGAAGAUCCUUAUGCUGCGAUUAUCUUGAAGAAAUGUCGGGAGACUCACUGCCAUUUUUGCUUCAAUGAACUGCCAGCAGAUGCCAUUUCUUGUGCGUCUUGUUCUAUUCCAUUAUACUGCAGUGACCGAUGUCAAAUACAAGCUGGCGGGCAAAAGUUUGAUAGGAGCUCGAAGAGUUUUAAUGGUCUUGAGGGCUUAGCAGAUGAUCUCAAGAACUAUAUGUCAGAUGUUCUAGCAGGCAUUUCAACUCUAGAUACUGGGCAUAUUGCUGAGCACAGGCAUGAAUGUCAAGGUUUUCAUUGGCCUCUGAUAUUGCCGUCGGAAGUAGUUUUGGCUGGCAGAAUCCUUGUGAAAGUCAUCGAGCAAAAGAAACGCACAAGUGCUGAUUCUAACCUUAUUGGGUUCCUGGAUCUUUCUCACAAUUAUAUACAGCUCCCUCCUGAAAGCAAAUUGGAGAUGCAUAUCUACUCGAUCAUUCUAUUGCACUGUCUUCAGCAUUUUUACAGAACUGAACUGCCCAUUAGUGGGAUAAUCGUUUCAAAGCUGGUUAUCCUUCUUUCUCAAAUCCAAGUAAAUUCCAUGGCAGUUGUCCGUAUGCAAGCUCCAGAGGUAAAAGGGCCUGCAUACAAGCCUGGGAAUGCUUUAACCAGUAGUUUAGAACAAGUUAAAGUUGGUCAAGCGGUUCAUGUAGCUGGUAGUUUUUUCAACCACUCUUGCCAGCCAAACAUCCACGCAUAUUUUCUUUCACGCACCCUCUAUGUACGAGCCACAGAAUACAUUUUAGCUGGCUCUGAAUUGGAGCUAUCUUAUGGUCCACAGGUAGGGCAGUGGGACUGCAAAGAUCGUCAAAGGCUCUUGGAAGACCGCUACUCAUUCACAUGUCAAUGUACUGCUUGCUCUGAGUUGAAUGUUCCUGACCUUGUCAUCAAUGCUUAUAGGUGCACUAAACUAAAUUGUUUAGGAGUGAUCCUGGAUCGUACUGUUACUAGAUGUGAGAAACAAAAACUGAAGCUCCUCCUUGAUGCCCCUACAGUUUACAGUUCCAGCCCACAUAAGCAGGUUGAGAAGCUCAAAGAUGCUAAUAUUAGUGAAGUGGCUCGCCGUGUUUUUGAAUCUGAUUAUAAGUUGGAACCUCAACAUUGCUUGGUUUGUGAUUCAUAUAGAGAUCUGGAAGCUUCAUGUGCUGCAACCAGUCAAGCUGAGAGUUGUUAUAAGAGACUGCAAGAUGCAAUAGCAUCAAAUGAAGUCCCAACCAAUAUCCUUCUAGAUGCUGUGAGGUGUACGGAUCUUCUCAGAAAAAUAUUCCAUCCUUAUAACAAGAGAAUUGCAGAGGUGGAGGACAAUCUUGCUCAGGCAUUUUCUUUGGUUGGAGAACUACAAGCUGCAAUUGAUCACUGUAAAGCAUCUAUACAGAUCUUGGAAAAGCUCUAUGGUGCCAACCACGUUGCCAUUGGAAACGAAUUGAUCAAGCUUGCCUCCCUUCAGAUACUGGUGGGUGACACUGCUGCUUCCGGUAGCAUAAGCAGAAUCACUGCAAUAUUUUCACGAUAUUAUGGAUCACAUGCAGAUGACGUAUAUCCAUAUUUGCGACAUCUUAAAGGUAGCGGAGAUGUUGAAAAGAGUUAACAUUUUAUCCCGUUGAGUGCUCAAAUAACUAAGCUGUGAAAAAAAUUGCUUGUACUGGCAUUCUCUAUCUCCUUCAUAGUAUUUACAAUAUAGAGGAAGACAGUGACGGUAUCGUUAAACAAAUAUCGAGCUUCUGUUUUAUUCCAGCGGACCAAUAUUCUGUGAAAUAUUAUGAAUAACCUCAAGACAGCUGUAUUACCUCUUGACAUUACAGUCUGAUUUCUGGUUAAAGAAACUAGUCAGAAUGAAGCUUAAAGUGGGAUUAAAUAUUUUUUAGUUUUGAAUUUUGAUAUUAAUUACUGGAUUGUCGCGUAUAUCUGAUGAUCAUUGUAUA
Messenger RNA from Lycium barbarum (goji berry), 3202 nucleotides. RefSeq lists its product as uncharacterized. Lineage: Eukaryota; Viridiplantae; Streptophyta; Magnoliopsida; Solanales; Solanaceae. The record is from RefSeq and is a predicted model, not a curated record. The coding region runs from base 577 to 2868 and encodes 763 amino acids. Gene Ontology annotation, molecular function: protein binding. The transcript is spliced from 15 exons.